UAUCAUACAAUUGAAAUAUAAAUAAAGUGAAUACCACAUAAUAAUACAGAAGUUCAACAAUGGUUCCUUUAACAGAAGAUUCCCUAGAGGAAGCAAUUAAAAGCGACAAUUCUAUAAAAAAUGCUGCCGAACAAAUAUCAAAAGAUAUACAAAAUAAAUCUUAUGAAAUUGUAAAUUUAUGUGAGAAACUUAACUUUGCUUUGACCUCAAGCAAUGUGGAACAACGUGUCCAGGGAACUUGGCUCUUUUCUCGUGUAUUAGCCAAUUUACCUAAGGAUCAACUAAAUGCCGAACAAUGUGAAGUUUUAGCUACAUUCUACGCUGCCCGCCUGAAAGAUCAUCAUAAUGUUAUACCGGCUAUUAUAGAAGGCAUUGAUGCAUUGGUUCAUAUGAAAAUGUUUUCCGGAAAAGGUGUGGUGGUGAUAUUACAAAGUUUUUUCCUCAAUACAACAUGUCAAUCCCAAUUGAGAAGUGACCGUUACAGACUGUUCACAAUCUUUAAGUACAUAUCAGAAACAUAUGUAGAAGAUCUAAAGGCAAUGUCUGGUGACUUUAUUUAUGGUAUCAUAAGUUCUAUUGAUGGAGAACGAGAUCCUAGAAAUCUGGAUUUCAUUUACAAUUUUAUGCCUGAUUUUAUAGCCACUUAUCCAUUGUUGCAUUUAAACGAAGAAAUGUUUGAAAUAUUUGCUUGCUACUUUCCCAUUGACUUUAAUCCAUCCAAAAAUGAUCCCGAUACCAUAACCAGGGAGAAUUUAUCGAAAAAAUUAACAAAUUGCCUGGUGGCCUCGCCUGAUUUUGUAGAAUGGUGUGUAGCGUUAGCUUUGGAAAAACUCGAAAGUGAACUGGUUGUUGCGAAAUGUGAUUCAUUGGAAUUAUUGUAUCAAGCAGCCUUGAAAUUUUCCUGUGAAAGUAUGGAAAGUCAUUUUGAACAAAUUUGGACAGCUCUCAAAUCAGAAGUAUUUCCUGGUAGUGACAAUAAGGAUGUCGUUGCGCUAGCUUUACGCGCAUUACGUUGUAUUCUAGAGCAAGCAACUGCUGCAUCAAAAUCAACUAUUUCACAUAAUUAUCAAACAAUGAUAUUGGGCACAAUACUAACACAUCUAAGUGACGUAAAACAUCGUCUAUUUAAUCCGGCUUCAUUAAUUGCUUUGGUUUGUGUGUCUGGUGAUCCCAUAUUCGCUAGCGAAAAAAUACUUAAUACAUUCUUGUUGAAGUUAAAUGAAACUCCUGCUUCUCUGGAUGAUGAACAAUUCAUACGAAUCUUUAAUAUUAUUUCGCAAAUAUUUUGUAUUGUUGCUGCUAAAGGGGAAAACGUUUUUAAGGCGAUUAACUCGGAUGUUUGUGCACAAUUACAUGUUCUGGUCAUCCAACAAUUGAGAUUAUUUGAAACAACUACACAGGAACCUUUAAAUCAAGAUUUACUAAAAGCUGCCAUAGUGGUUUUAGUAGAAUCGGCACCUAUAAUCAAUGAAUCGAAUCGAGCUCUUGUGUACAAAGUAUUAAUGCAAUUGCUAACACAUGACUCUAUCGAUUUGGAACAAACCCAAACUUUGUUAGAACGUUUGUUAGAACGGGUUGCAACCGUUGAAUUGCAAUCGAAUUGUAUUGAUGCGUGCAUAAAUAACUUUGCAAACUAUUCAAAUUUUGUCAAGGAAAAAAUACUUGCAAAUAUUUUACCCUUGGUAAGACAAAUGGCUUUUACCCAACGCAUUAUGGAUUUAUUAUUCCAACUAUCAUUUGGUGAUGAAUCUAUUAGCAAUGAUGUACGCCUGUUGGCUUUAAAAGCUCUUAAUAAAUUGCUACAAAAUGAAGAUGAACGUUUCAUUGAAGACCUGCAGCAUAAUAGUGAACUAAUAACUAAACUUGUACAUUUAGCACAAACCAAUAAAACUCUAGAAUGUUUGGUAUUGGCUGAAAUAUCACAAAGUCUCAGUUUAAUAAUCCAAACAUUAACACUUUCCGAACAAUACAUGGUGGCAACGGAAUACCUAAAUAGCUUGAAUCUACAACUGACAGCUGAUUUAUAUAUUGCCAAAGGUUUGCUGGGAUUCCUGCACAAAGACAUCAGUUUGGAUGAUCAUUUCGAACGUUUAAUGGAUGACCUUACCCAAUUAUCUUUAAAGUCUGAAGAUGAACAUGUUCGUGAAGUAGCACAUCAUUUAAUGUGCAGUUUGGUUAAUAAAAUCGAUUAUACUAACAGCAAUCGUGGCACUGUAAAGCGUAUAAUUGCCAGUCUAAAAGAUGCCAUUAGAAAAGAGAACAAAAAGGCUGUCGAAGCAUUAUCGUGGUUGGCCAAGGGUUUAGUUAUGCGUGGCUCAGAUGAUGCUGGCGAAAUUGUUGAAGCGCUGGCUGAACUUUUAGAUCAUGCUUCAUUGGCUACAGCAGCCUCUUUGGCAUUUGACAUAAUUUCUGCGGAAUAUCCACAAUUGCAUUUACCAGUUGUUAAAUAUUUGUUCAAACAAAAAUUCUUCCAUAUGAUUUUAAACAAAUUGGGACAUAAACUAGAAACAUAUUGUGAACACCAUUUGACAGCCUUUAUUUACGUUUUAAAGGCAACGCCACAUGCGGUACUGAAAAUGAACUUGGAAAAGAUUGCACCAAUAAUCUUUAAAUGUUUGGAAUCGACCAAUGGCCAUACUCUAAGUAUUUCGCUGAAAAUAUGUGAAAAUUUUAUUAAACAACAGGAUGAAUACUACCGGGGACACUUGAAUCAUUUAAUACCAGCUUGUUUAAAGUUAUCAAAAUUCAACAACACUAUGCAAGUACGAAUUUUGGCAUUGAACUUAUUGUAUGAUAUUACGAAAUAUCCCACAUUUGUUUUAUUGCCCUACAAAAUGGAUGUCGUGCUGGACUUGGCAACAGCUUUGGAUGAUCCCAAACGUUUAGUACGCACAGCAGCUGUUCAAGCGCGCAACUCUUGGUAUUUAGUGGGUGCUCCAAAUUCAACAUAAUCAAUUGUUUAACACUAUAACAUGACUUUUAAUAAUUUGUUUCUCUCUUCCGUUUAACACUUAAGUUUUAUUGUUUUAAAUCCUUGUAAAAUAUUCAACUCAAAAAUAGUUAAAAUAUUUUAAUAUUAAAAUACUAAAAAAAACUUAUUUUUUUAAUAAUAAAGUUUAUUAUUUCAAAGACCA
This is a messenger RNA of Calliphora vicina (urban bluebottle blowfly), 3134 nucleotides long. RefSeq names its product MMS19 nucleotide excision repair protein (gene Mms19). The record is from RefSeq and is a predicted model, not a curated record. Gene Ontology annotation, biological process: iron-sulfur cluster assembly. Gene Ontology annotation, cellular component: cytosolic [4Fe-4S] assembly targeting complex. Lineage: Eukaryota; Metazoa; Arthropoda; Insecta; Diptera; Calliphoridae. Bases 60 to 2951 code for a protein of 963 amino acids. The transcript has 7 exons.